This is a messenger RNA of Hyla sarda, 3698 nucleotides long. RefSeq names its product ephrin type-B receptor 5-like. Bases 126 to 3065 code for a protein of 979 amino acids. Gene Ontology annotation, molecular function: transmembrane-ephrin receptor activity; protein binding; ATP binding. Gene Ontology annotation, biological process: central nervous system projection neuron axonogenesis; protein phosphorylation; axon guidance. The record is from RefSeq and is a predicted model, not a curated record. The transcript is spliced from 16 exons. Gene Ontology annotation, cellular component: plasma membrane; neuron projection. NCBI's taxonomy places the organism in Eukaryota, Metazoa, Chordata, Amphibia, Anura, Hylidae.
CUGCCGGCACCGUCAUCUGCUCCGACAUAAGGUCAUGAGGGGACAGGCUCAUCGCUUCCACCGGUAUUACUUGUGGGCGCCUUAUAAGUCUCAGAUACCUGCCGGGAUUGAGCAGUGAUACCAAGAUGUCCAUCAAGACGCUAAUCUGUAUCUUCUACCUGCUGCCUCUCGCGUCUCUUCUUCAGGAGAUCCUACUUGAUACAACGCAAGAAACCUCAGAGAUUGGCUGGUCAACCCGCCCAGAAGGAGGGUGGGAUGAAGUCAGUGCUUUGGAUGGGCAGCGGCACCUCCUGCGUACCUAUGAAGUCUGCAACUCCUACGUUCAACGCUCCAACCAGAGUAACUGGCUACGCACAGGCUAUAUUCCCAGCCGCAAUGCUCGACGUGUAUACGUCACGUUACGUUUUUCAGUACGAGACUGUGCCAGCCUACGGCCACCACCGUCUCGACGUCACCUGGCCUGCAAGGAAACAUUUACCCUAUAUUAUCGCCAAGCAGAUAGCGCCAUGGAAGCUGAGGAUUGGGAAUGGUCGGAAGAGUCUUGGAUAAAAGUAGACACCAUUGGAGCUGGUAAAAGCUUUACAAGAGACCCAGGAAAAGGUGGGCAGGGUCCUCGGAUGGACGAGAGAACUAUUGAUUUUGGACCUAUAGAAAGAAAUGGAUUCUACUUGGCCUUUGUCGAUUCGGGAGCUUGCCUAUCUUUGGCCGGAGUAAAAGUUUAUUUUCACAAGUGCCCAGCUACUAUAAGGAGUCUGGCAUCCUUUCCUGAGACCCCAUCAAGUGGAGAAGGUGGAGCAUCACUGGCGGAAGCCACCGGAAACUGUAUAAAUGGCGCUCAUCUUGUGGGGACAACACGGCUCAGUCUACACUGCGGAGGAGAGGGUGAAUGGAUGGUGUCCAGUGGAAGCUGUGCCUGUGACCCGGGGAGAGAAGAGAGUGAAGAAGGAACUGAAUGUCGGGCCUGCCCACCUGGGACUUAUAGUCCCCCAGACGCAGCAGCUGCUCAUUGCCAUACCUGCCCAAACAACAGCAACACCACAACGUCCGGUGCCCGCAGCUGCACCUGUAAUAAGGGAUUUUACCGCAUCCCAGAGGAAUCCCAGGAAUCCCCUUGUACUGGACCUCCCUCAGCUCCGUGGGACUUGAACUAUGAAGUCACCGGCCCCGGAGCUGUGUCUCUGACGUGGAGAACCCCGAAAGACAUGGGGGGCCGCCCAGAAAUCAUGUACUCGGUGGCAUGUAAGGAGUGUGUGAACGGGCGCUGCCUCCGCUGCGGCAAUGGAGUAACAUUCAGGCCUGGACAGGUGGGGCUCACCCAGACCAGGGUCCAGCUGUCCGGACUUCUACCUGGGGUGGCCUAUACUCUGGAGGUGCAGGCAACCAAUAGGGUGUCGGAAAUGAGCGCUGAACAUCCUAAAUACGUGUCACUGAACGUCAGCAUCAGUCAGUCGGUCCCAUCUGCCGUCCCCAUCAUCCACCAGGUGAGCCGCUCCAUGCAGAGCAUCACAUUAACCUGGCCCGAACCAGAACAACCCAACGGGAAGAUCCUGGACUAUCAGCUGCGAUACAGAGAGAAGGCUGAUGAGGGGGAGUCUCUGUCUCUGAUCAGUGAAAUCAACACGGCAACAGUCGGUGGUCUCAACCCAGGGGCGAUCUAUUCCUUCCAGGUGAGGGCAAGAACGGAGCGAGGCUAUGGAGCCUACAGCGGAAACAUGUACUUCCAGACCUUGCUGGAAGGUGGCGAGAAAUCAGAAUUAUCCCAGGACAAGCUGCCUCUUAUAGUCGGCUCCUGCCUCGGUGCUUUGGCCUUCAUUGGUCUCUCCAUCCUCCUGGUCCUGAUACUUCUUUUUAAAAGUAAAAGGCGAGAGACUCCGUACACCGACAGACUGCAGCACUACAUCAGCUCGAGAGGUUUAGGUGUAAAAUACUACAUUGACCCUUCCACAUAUGAGGACCCCACGGAGGCUGUGCGAGAGUUCGCUCGAGAGAUUGAUGUGUCGUUUGUGAAGAUCGAAGAAGUGACUGGAACUGGAGAUUUUGGCGAUCUUUGUCGUGGUCGUCUGUGUCUACCUGGAAAGCGAGACAUAGUUGUGUGUAUACGUACUCUGCGCACGGGGAGCAAUGACAAAGAGCGGGGGGACUUCCUCGGUGAGGCCAGCAUCAUGGGACAGUUUGACCAUCCCAACGUUGUGCGUCUAGAAGGGGCUGUGACCCGCAGUAGGCCCAUCAUGAUCCUGACAGAGUACAUGGAGAACGGAGCACUGGAUGCAUAUCUCAGGCAGUGUGAGGGUGGUCUCUCCGCCCUGCAGAUGGUCUCCAUGCUUCGCGGUGUAGCAUCGGGUAUGCGAUAUCUGUCAGACAGAAGUUAUAUCCACAGAAACCUUGCAGCUCGCAGUAUCUUAGUGAAUGGACAGUUAGUGUGCAAGGUGUCCGGACUACGUGGACCUCUAGACGUGGUCGGGAGACAGUCUCUACGUUGGAUGGCACCAGAAGCCCAUCAGCAUCGCAAGUUCUGCAGCGCCAGCGAUGUGUGGAGUUAUGGGGUGGUCAUGUGGGAAGUCACCUCCUAUGGGGAGCGACCCUACUGGGACAUGAGCAACCAAGAGGUUUUAGAUGCUAUAGAGCAGGAGUACCGGCUUCCCCCUCCUCCAGACUGCCCCAGCGCUCUUCACCUCCUCAUGUUGGACUGCUGGCAACGGGAUCGGACCCAAAGGCCCAGAUUUGAGCAGAUUGUCAGCUCUUUGGACCGGAUGAUCAGGAAUCCUAAUUGUCUGAAGACAGUGGGAGUGUCAAGCAGCAGACCCUCCCAGCCGCUCCUCAGCAAUUGUCCUCCAGACUUCCCCUCCCUGUCCUCGCCCCACGAAUGGCUGGAAGCAAUAAAGAUGGAGAGAUACAAAGAAAACUUCGACAAGGCGGGAUAUACCACGCUGGACGCCAUCUCCCGACUGACAGCAGAAGACAUCCAGUUAAUCGGUGUGACACUUUCUGGUCACCAAAAGAAGAUUCUUAGCAGUAUUCAGCUCCUGAAGGCCCAUCUACAACCCCUGGAGCCGGUGGAAGUUUGAAGAAUUGACAGAUCUCCGACACUGAUAAACAGAUGAGCCGAUGCCGGGAGCGGGGUGACUCCGGGAUACGGUCAGGAGACAUUGACGUACACAGAAAUACUCAGACAUUUAUACAAGGAGGUGGGGCUGGGUCAGUGACUGCAUAAAGUCCUGGGAAGAUGGGUGACAAGGACAUCGGAGGUUAUACAAAGUAGACCUCCUCCAGAAGGAAGAGGACCACCCCUGAAACAGGACCCAGUAUUGUUAGCCAAGCCAGAAGAAAAUAUCUCCAAUAGGUGGCACCGGAGAGCAAUCUCUCUUCCAUCUGGAGGAGAGCUAAUUUGUAUAUGUUUUUUUUUUUCCCAGUUAAACAUUGUACGACCUAUAAGACUCCACAUGCCUUCUGGUGCUCUCCUCAAGGGGAAGCAUGUCAUUAAUAGGAUGAUGGAAAAUUCCUCAGAGAUAGGGAAAAGGUCCUGAAAAUAUGUUGCUACCUAUCAAUAACACAAAAUGUUCUAGAAAGUUGCUGAUUUCUUAUUAUUUAUUCUAGAUUUGUACUCCUUUUAAUACCAUCUUAAAGAAGCACUCCGGGAUUUUUUGGUUUAUAUAGUGCUGCAUUGGCUAUUAUUAGAGAAUAAUGUAGAGGUUCUUGUG